Messenger RNA from Salpingoeca rosetta, 3225 nucleotides. RefSeq lists its product as uncharacterized. The record is from RefSeq and is a predicted model, not a curated record. Gene Ontology annotation, molecular function: DNA binding. Gene Ontology annotation, biological process: regulation of DNA-templated transcription. Bases 142 to 3084 code for a protein of 980 amino acids. The transcript has a single exon. Lineage: Eukaryota; Choanoflagellata; Craspedida; Salpingoecidae.
GUCUCCGCGACGACACAGUCAGCACAAGCGUUUGUUUGCGUCGUGUGCGUGUUUGCGUGCUUGCUUGCUUGCUUUGGGGGAAACACACGUACACACAGCACACACUCAACGCAUUGGCGCUCUCUCUCAGACGGGAGUGCGAUGAGCUCAAAAGACGUGCAAGCGACACCUGCGGCAACAGAGCGCACGCCCCCAGCAACGCAGAACAGCAGCACCACCAACAAGACGAAGAACAACAAUCCGAAGAGCAACAAAAACAUCAACAACAACACCGACGACGACCGCAACAAAGCACAAAUGCAGACAAGUGAUCAGCGCCGUGAUGAUAAGCAACACCGCCAACAGCAGCGAGGCCAACAACCCCAACCACCACACCAUUUGCAGAAGGAUGAGGGGCAACAACCAGUCACCAAGCGACCAAAGGUCGCACCCAUAGCAGCAACGACGGCAAUAGCAACAACAAAAACAGCAUCGCACGUAUCAUCACCAUCAUCAACAGCAGUCCCAUCCGACCCCAACCAACAACCACAACCACAACCACAACCACAACCACUGCCACAGCUACAACCGCUGCCACAACCACAGCAACAACGGCAGGAGCAUGGCGGCGAUGCCCUGCAAGCAUUGUGCCGACACCUGCUACAAACCCACCCCGACUUCAGGGACAAGAUCGCCGUCACGCCAGAUGCAAGUGGGCGAAGCGGAGCCACCAUCUUGACCCCAGAUCCAUUGCUUGCACAGCAGCUGUCCAUUUUGCUCAAGGCCCACGGAAACUCGGAACAACAGCAGCAGCAGCAGCAGCAGCAGCAGCAGCAGCAUCACCAGCAGCAACACCAACACCUUGCACGCAGCAUGCUGGACGCAAUUGCAAUGUCAGAGCAGGUGGUGCCACCAUCAGCAGCAGCAGCAGCCACAAGGCAAAGCACAACAGCCAUGACAAGCACAAUUGGCGCAACGAGGCAAACGCCACCACCACCACCACCACCACCACCACCACCAACAACAACAACAACAACAACAACAGCAACAACAACAACAACAACAACUACCACUUCAGGCGAAUCAUCAGCGGUGACAACAACAACUUCGUCGAGUGCGCUUUCGUCGCCCGCACGCAUGGAUAUGGAAGGUCGCAUCACCAUGCCUUUCGUCACCGCUUUGGCAGAUCCAGCAGCCUCACAGGCACGCAGCAGCCACCCACACGCACCUACCAUGGCAACCACUACCACUACUACUGCAGCCACCGCUACAACCGCUGUUCGCGGCCGCGGUGGGCGUCGAAAGAGAGCAACGUCAAUGACAGCAUCAGCAUCAACCAUCGCCACCGCCAUGACGACAGAAGAGGCAACGGGCGCCUCGCUGGCGUCAAAGAGCAGCGUGCCUGCAAGCAAGCGGGGCCGCGGUGGGCGUGGCGGUACAAAGAGACGAAGCACAAGUGGAGGGAACGCCCGAAACGAGGCGUCCUCAGCAACAGCGCGACGGGGAAGAGGACGAGGGGCUCGAGGAGGAAGAGGGAGGGGAGGACGGAGAGGGAAGGGUGGUGGAAGGGCGGAAGACGUGACAGACGCUGAGCCCUCCUCCACAAGCAGUGCAGCUGCCCCACCACGCACCGCCACAUCCACCACAUCCAGCGCCACGGCGACCACACCAGCAGCGACAACAGCGACAACAGCAGCCCGCAGACGCCACCGCCGCAAGAGCACGGCGCGCGGUGGCGGAGCAGUAGCGAGGCGACACAGCACAGGGGAGCUGGAUGAUGAUGGUGAUGAUGGCGACGAUGAUGGCGAUGAUGGUGAUGAUGGUGAUGAUGAGGGGGGCGCGUGCCUUGCUGAUGCGCUGUUUGGCGAGUUUGAGACAGGUGGCAUCAUUGACAUUGGCAUGCCGUGUGGUGGCGACGGUGACAGCUGCGGCAGUGGCGAUGGUGGUGAUGGUGGUGGUGGCAAGGGAGAUCAAUACCAACAACAGCAACACCAACUACAGCAACAGCAACAACAGCAACAACCGCAGCAACACGAGCAGCAGCAGCAGCAGCAGCAGCAGCGAGGGGGUGGUGGCAUCACACGCAAGGCGCUCAUGGCGAUGGGGCGACAGGAGUUUGCGGACUUUCUCGCCGAUUUGCCGAGCGAACACGCGCGCCGCGUGUACAAACGGGAGCGGAGGCGGUUGCACAAUAAGCUGAGUCAGCAGAAAACACGGCUGCGGUCGGUGGAGGUUGCCAAGCAGUUGGAGGAGAAGCGUGCGGAACUGACAAGGGAGAUUGCACGCGUGCGACAACAACUCAGCAGCAUCAUCGCAGCAGAGCGCGGGCACGGCGGUCGUGGCAUGGUGGCACCAACAACAACAACAGCGUCAGUAUCAGCAUCAGCGGUGGCAGCGGUAAGGAGGGCAAGAGUACAUGGCGCACGCAUGCAGCCCAAGGACGAAGCGCACGCAAUGCCGUCGACACAGUAUCAGCCACAGCAGCAACGGACGAUAACGGUGGGAGGACAUGCUACAGCAACAACAGGAGCACCAUCAACAACACCAUCCCAACCGCCAACAACAGAGACAGCAACCGUGGCAACAACAGCAGCCAUGCGUGUGUCAGCAGUGCAAAUGCAAGGGCAACAACAGCAGCAGCGACAUGGUGGCGCACAUGGCGACGCUUCCGCCUCUGUGGCGUCAACGAGUGACCCUGGCGUGUUGCGUGGCGGCUGCAUCAACACCAGCAGCAACGGCGGUGGCUCAAAUGUCACGACCCACAACAGCCACAACAAUAGAGGCCACACCAGCACCGCAAAUGCCAGCAACGUGGUGUUUGUGUCGCCGCCAGCAUUGACGGAUGCAGCAGCCAUCCAUCAUCAUCAGCAGCAGCAGCAGCAGCACCCGCAGCAAUACGCGUACAGCGCACGUGGUGGUGAUGGUGGUGAUGGUGGUGGCGAUGGUGGUGGUGAUGGUGGUGAUGGUGGUGGUGGUGGUGAUGAUGACGGGGAGGAGACAGAGACAGACAACGAUGAGCGGGAGCACAUUGCAGUUCCCACUCGUCGUAAUGAUGAUGGCGAUGAUGAUGGUGGGGAUGAGGGGGAUGUGUUCAUGUCACAGUAGUUGCGGUGGGGGGGGGGGGGUGCUGUUAACUUGCUUACACGAUGCUUUUGAUUGUCAUUCAUGUCUCGCUGUUGUAAUUUCAGCCACAGCGGUUGAGGUUUUGUUCAUUUCCUCCUUGAUUUUGCUUCACACUUUCUCAUC